Xyrauchen texanus (razorback sucker) is the source of this 1893-nucleotide messenger RNA. Its product is annotated as single Ig IL-1-related receptor-like. The transcript has 9 exons. The record is from RefSeq and is a predicted model, not a curated record. Gene Ontology annotation, biological process: signal transduction. NCBI's taxonomy places the organism in Eukaryota, Metazoa, Chordata, Actinopteri, Cypriniformes, Catostomidae. Bases 377 to 1657 code for a protein of 426 amino acids.
AAAGUUUUAACGUUUUAAAACUUUUAAUGACGCAUCACGACAACGCUGCGUUCUGUUCUGUUGCGCUAUGUAGCUGUUUUGUACUUCUGUGUAAAAGCGUGCGCGCUUGUGCGUAGGCUACCUGUUCACAGAAACGCGCAGGUGAGCAGGUUUUGAAUCACAUGAUCCUCUCUAUUGCCUAUGCAAGUUAUUUCAGGCGAUAUUCUCUGAAGCUCACCUUCCGCGUUUAAUAUUUCUGGUCAGAGAGAAGGAAUGGAAUGAACUGCUGGCAACAUCGACAGUUUCUGUUUCACGGAUGAAAUGCUUUGUUGUGUCACUUUAACGAAAUAACCUGUUGCCUGCCAUUUUUUAUGAAAGGAUUCAUCACAAAGUCGCGAUGUGGCGGAGUCAUAUGAUUCUUUAUCUGACAUGUCUCGCCUAUACGAAAUCUGCAGGUCCACUUUGUAACAGUGUGCCAGAGUUCAAACAUGAUCAAACUCAGUCGGUUUCGGGGACACUUGGCUCCUGCGUGGUCCUUACCUGCACAGUCUUCAUGGGUUUCAACCAAACUGAUUCAGACUGUGAAGAUCAUCUGGAGUGGACCAAAGAUGGCACAGCUCUUACCAACCAAACCAUCUAUCCUCAAAAUAUAAAAGGCUGGUACAACGAUGAAGGGCACAUAAUUGAGAGCAGUGACAUAACAGUGACCUUGAGAAGUCAAGCUGAUUUUGGCAUCUACUCCUGUAUGGUGAGGAACAGCACGGCGCAAUUCAACAUAGAAAAAUACAAAUUCCCUAGCCAUACAGGAGCAGUCAUGGCAUCGGUGGUCUUGUUGGUGGUACUCGCUCUCGCAGCAGUGGUCUAUUCCAAGUGCCAACUCAACUUUAAACUGUGGUAUAAGGACAUUUACGGGGAGUAUGAACUUAAUGAUGGCAAAAUUUAUGAUGCCUACAUCUCAUAUGUCAACAAUGAGAAUGACAGGAAGUUUGUCAACUUUAUCCUGAAACCUCACUUGGAGAACAAGUAUGGUCACAAGCUCCUCCUGAAUGACACAAACAUCCUUCCAGGAUCUGAGCCCUCUGCAGAGCUGCUAAUGAACAUUAGCCGGUGUCGACGGUUGAUUGUGGUGCUCUCACAGUCGUAUCUUGAGCAGGAGUGGUGUACUACCAACUUUAGACAGGGUCUCUGGCAAUUGAUCGAGCUGUCUAGGAAGCCCAUUUUCAUCUUAUUUCAAUCCCAGCAGAAGGAAAUUAACCCGACUAUCAGUCAACAGCUGAGAGAGCAUCAGCCACAACUCAAAACUCUUUCCUGGGGAGCACACUCCAUGACACCUUCCUCUGGGUUUUGGAAGGAGCUAGCCUUGGUAAUGCCACGUAAGGUGAUGUUUCACAGUGAAUCUGUGGGUGAUCCACAGACUUUGCUGCAGGGGGAUAAAGACCCGAUGCUCACGCAGGAGCCUGAUUACCUGGACUGCAAACCGGAUCCAGAUCCUGCAGGAGACCUGGGUCUGCGUUUACCCAUCUACAAGACCCUUCCCUCCAGAGCUCCAGUUCUUCCUACUGUCCCGGAUGCGACGGCUGAACCUAGAGCCCCAGAGAUCGAUGUGUCUGACCUCGGCUCUAGGAACUAUGAUGCUCGCACAGACUUUUACUGCCUGGUUACAGAGGACGAUUUCUGAUAUAUAAUCCUGUUCCCUUUUUCACUCUUAAAUCAUGUGGUCACUUUUUUGUCAAUAAUAUCGUUUUUUUAUGUGUUUAGCUGGCAAUUAUUUUGUUUAUCUGCUAUUUUAUAUUUUGAACAUGGAAAAUACUUUUAUGCAAAAUGUUUAAUAACAUUUAAUCUGCAGUCGCUGGCAUUGAUGUUCUGUAUAUAUUUUAAUAAAACAUGUUGUUGGGUUUGCUUUUUGAUUUGUUU